ACCCCUCUCCGGAGCUGCGGCCCGAGUUGGCGCACUCGAUUUUCACUGCGCGGUUCCAAGAGGAGACAGCCGCCACUGUACCGGGCCUCAUAGCCACUUCCUAGAGGUAAAGAAAAAGUCAACCUCCUUGGCUGAUGAAUCACGGCAGUUUCUAAGUAGCAUUUCCUGGAACGUUCUUAAUGCUUCCCAUUUUCCCAGCAAAGUAAAAAACAACUUUUGUUUAAAUUCAGAUUUGGGUGAAAGCAGGUGAUCUUAAUUGCACACCUAUUGAAAUAAACCUGUAGUUUCUAGAAGUGGAAGAAAAUUUGCUGAGACGUCAGCUGGGGAUUCUUCCUGGAGAACUCCAGAAAUGGAGAGCUUCCACACCAGAUUUAGUGCCUGGACACCUUUUAGCAACAAGUCAUUAAAUAGACAGCUCUUUCAGGAAAGAGUGGCUCUUAUAAGUCAUUGGUUUGACCUCUGGACUAACAAGCAACGUCAAGAAUUCUUAUUCGCAAUUUUUUUAAGAUGCACUAAAUCACAAUUAAGGUUUGUCCAAGACUGGUUUUCAGAAAGGAUGCAAGUGGCCAAAGUGGACUUCUCUACAGUGUUACCACGCUUCAUUUCUCUAUAUAUCUUUUCCUUUUUGAGUCCGAAAGAUUUGUGUGCCGCUGCCCAAGUCAGCUGGCCCUGGAAGUUUUUAACUGAACAGGAUUGCUUAUGGAUGCCCAAAUGCGUUAAGUUCGGAUGGUUUCUGCCCUAUACUCCAACAGAUAAUGAGUAUGGUGCUUGGAAGCGCCAUUACAUUGCUUGUGUGUCCCACUUAGACUGGCUGACACCUAGGGAGGCUGCUGCUACUUAUGGGACGCUGAAUGAACCCAAAACAGAAGAUGAGGAACUACUGGAGAGACAAAGAGAAAAGUGCCUGAGGAAAAGAAUUUGGGAGAAAAUUGCACUACGUAAGAAGGAGUUAUUCAAAGUUCGACCCCCUUGGGUGAGUGGAACUUGCUGCUCUAGCGUGCUAAAGCCCAGAUGCCAACCACGCCUCUCCCAGACUGUAAGGGAGCGAGUGGGAUUACAUGAAGCUUUGGAGAAACAGCUUGUUUUGACAUCGUUAGAAACCUUGCCCAAGCGAAGCAAUAUUUCUGGAAGCCAUUCCUACCCUUUAUUAUCAAAGAAAAAUUGGCAUGGAGUUCAUAAAAAUGAUGACAGAUCUUCAUAUGCUCUCCGGCCACACUUCAUGUUAAUAUCAUCCCGGAUUCCUGCGUAUGAGAUGGUGAUGGAGAGUGUGAAGGCUGGUGUUGUUUCUGUGGUAUAUGAACACAGCGUAACCUUGGAAAGCCUUCUGUAUCUUAUAGAAAAAGCUCUGGAUGGGCAGAAGGCACAGAGCAUCGGAAUAUUUAGCGAUGGAGACAGCAGAGAAAUCAAUUUACUCCAAGGCUAUAAAAUUGGUGUUAAAAAUUUACUGAGGCCUGAAGUGAGAGAUUUCUGGGAGAAAUUAGGAAGCUAUGUGGCCACUGAAGAAGAAGGGGGUCACGUGGACUUCUUCGUGCCCCUUGGAGCAUCAGAGGCAGGAAUUGAAGUUCUUUCCCAGCUGUCUCAACUAACUGGCACGUUCUUUACGGCCCCCACUGGGAUUGCAACUGGCUCUUACCAGCACAUUCUUAGUGAUUGGCUGGGAUCCCAAUGGGGAAAGGCCCCCUCUUCCAUCUACUUCUGCGAAUCGAAGCUACAGACGUGGUCCAGCUUCACAGACUUCCUAGAAGAAACCUUGAAAACAGUAAGGAAGCAGCUGUAUCCUUUCUUCAAGGAACUGCAGAAGAGCAUCAGUGGCAGGAUGAUAGGGCAGUUUAUGUUUGACACCAUGGGUAUGACCAACAUUCUAAACAACCAAGAUACUGCGCAAGCUCUGGCAGAUGGAUUGAUGGAGUUGUCAAAAGAAGAUUCUGACAAACCUCUGGAAUUUUUGUCGUAUUUUCUGCUGAAGAAAUGUGGCAAAAAGAUCAAAGAUGUUGAAGGAAAUGUUAUUCCAACAAAAUGUGACCCAAAGACAACAUUCAGUUUAUUCAUGAAGGAAAGAAAUGUUGUAGAAGACAAUUCUUGGGACACAAAGUCCAGGCUCAGCAAAAAUGAUUUAAAUUUUGAAGCACUGAUUAAUCUGGAGAGAAUACUCCAGAAGGACUCAGCAGAAAAGCGAGCUAGAGUUGUCAGAGAACUCUUACAGAGUGAGAGAAAAUACGUGCAGAUACUGGAAAUUGUGAGAGAUGUUUAUGUCGCACCACUGAAAGCAGCAUUGUCAUCAAACAGAGCGAUUCUGAGUGCUGCCAAUAUCCAGAUCAUUUUCUGUGACAUUCUACAGAUUUUAAGUCUCAACAGGCAGUUUCUAGAUAACCUGAGAGACAGACUGCAGGAAUGGGGCCCAGCUCACUGUGUGGGAGAAAUAGUCACGAAGUUUGGAAGCCAGUUAAACACAUAUACCAAUUUCUUCAACAAUUACCCUGUCAUUCUGAAAACUAUUGAGAAGUGCAGAGAAAUGAUACCAGCAUUCCGAACUUUCCUGAAGAGGCAUGAUAAGACCAUUGUUACCAAAAUGCUGAGCCUGCCAGAGCUGCUGCUGUACCCAUCCCGAAGAUUUGAAGAAUACCUUAAUCUUCUCUACGCUGUCAGGCUUCAUACCCCUGCAGAGCAUGUUGACCGUGGGGACUUGACCACUGCAAUUGACCAAAUCAAAAAAUAUAAAGGUUAUAUAGAUCAGAUGAAGCAAAACAUCACUAUGAAGGAUCAUCUGUCAGAUAUACAGAGAAUCAUCUGGGGAUGCCCUACUCUAUCAGAAGUAAACAGAUAUCUGAUUAGGGUACAAGAUGUAGCCCAACUUCAUUGCUGUGAUGAAGAAAUAAGUUUCUCUUUAAGGCUCUAUGAACACAUCCAUGAUCUCAGCCUUUUCCUCUUCAAUGAUGCCCUGCUCGUUUCUAGUCGGGGCACAUCUCACACUCCAUUUGAGAGGACUUCAAAAACAACCUACCAGUUCAUUGCAUCAGUGGCCCUUCAUCGGUUACUCAUAGAAAAUAUUCCAGAUUCCAAGUAUGUCAAGAAUGCAUUUAUUCUUCAGGGUCCAAAAUAUAAAUGGAUUUGUGCUACAGAAAUAGAGGAUGAUAAGUUCCUAUGGCUGUCAGUACUUCGAAAUGCAAUCAAAAGCAGUAUGGAGAAGUGAGACCGAACUUGAAAACUUCAGGGGUGCCAAUUCUCCCCAGCAAAGACAGACAACAUGUAUUUUCUGUUCCAAAAUAUCCAGUAAGAAACAGAAUAACUGUCAUGGAUGAUGAGAUAAACUAAGAUGACCCAUAGGAUCUUUCCAACUUUUAAACUUUAUCACUUGUGCUCACUUAUGUAGAAUGUAUAAGUACAUUUUGAGUCCAAAAUUUUGAACUACUUCUUUUGGUAGCUGUAUUUCAUGGAUAAUAUUAUUUAGAGUAAUUUGAUGUGAUGAAACCUAAGACAGAGCAAGCACAUUGUGUAAAGCUUUGUUUUAUGAUCUAAUGAAAAAAGCAGAAUGAAAGUGUUUCUUAAGUGAUCAGUCUAGAAAGAUAUUUUAAUUUGUUGGUGAUUUACCAUUUUUAACAUUUUCAUGAAACAAUUAUUGAUUUAAAAUAUGGAUAAGAGGGCUGGGCAUGAUGACUCACGCCUGUAAUCCCAGCACUUUGGGAGGCUGAGGUGGCAGAUUACCUGAGGUCAGGAGUUUGAGACCAGCCUCACCAACAUGGAGAAACCCCGUCUCUACUAAAAAUACAAAAUUAGCCAGGCAUGGUGGCACACGCCUGUAGUCCCUGCUACUUGCGACGCUGAGGCAGGAGAAGAAUCACUUGUACCCGGGAGUCGGAGGUUGUAGUAAGCUGAGAUGGCUCCAUUGCACUUCAGCCUGGGUGACAAGAGCGAACCUCUGUCUCAAAAAAAAAAGAAAAAAAAAAGGACAAGAAAUACAAAUGGCAAUUUACUCAAAAACUUGUCACACUUAUCCUUAGUAUGAAUGUACUCCUCUAGAGAGCAUUAAAGAUAUACCACUACAAAGUACUAAAAAGUUUUCUAUAAUUUUUAAGUGUUAUUUAUUGGAAGGCUAAAUUCUAAGAAGCUUUAACAAAUAUUUUUGACAUUGUUAAAUUAGAAGGCUAUUUUUAAAAAGCAUAUUUUAAAAAACAAAACUAAAUGGAAACAGCAAAACUUGCUUGUAAUGAAAUACAGCUGAGUAAAAAUGUUUCUUUGAAAACAAAGACACUCAGAAAAACAGGUGUUGAGUAGUUUCCUGGGCCUUUAAUGCUUUAAAUUUAUUAUUUAACAACUAAAGCCAUACUGAAAGCCACUUGGAAACUUCAGCUGAUGUAUAUUUUUACCUAGAUAUUGUCAGGUAAAAAUUGUAUUAAUCUUGGAAGCUUGAGGUUGUCAGUUUCCCUUGUUCUUCAAAUUCUUGUUUACAGUAACAAAGUCUAUCGGUGCAGUUUAGGACUGUGAAUCUAUAGUAUUUAAACAUUUUUUCUUUCAGAAAUGAAAAUACAAAAUCUUCUAUUUCUUAAAACUUUAAAUCUUGUUAAAAAGAUGAACAAAAGUUAAAAUAUUAUGCUGUUUUAUUGGUGUAAAACCACACUUCUGAUUCUGCCAAGAU
Messenger RNA from Homo sapiens (human), 4633 nucleotides. It is a transcript of the gene ECT2L, whose product is annotated as epithelial cell transforming 2 like. The record is from RefSeq and is a predicted model, not a curated record. The transcript has 23 exons. Gene Ontology annotation, molecular function: guanyl-nucleotide exchange factor activity. Bases 350 to 3190 code for a protein of 946 amino acids. NCBI's taxonomy places the organism in Eukaryota, Metazoa, Chordata, Mammalia, Primates, Hominidae.